AUGAAUGUGUCUACAGUUACAUUACUGUCCAUUUUCUUGCUUCCCUUGGCCCUCUCCUUCCGCAGGCAGAGUGCUUGGAUUAAGGGACGUCUUCUUUGUGGGACCCAGCCCGCUUCUCAAGUUUUGGUCAAGUUAUUCGACCAGGAUGAUGGUAAUAUUUAGUUCUGAUAAGAUUAUUUAAUUUGGAAAUAUUCCAAUAAAUUCUCCUCCUCAAUGAUCUAGUAAUGUUUUAUUAAUUUUAAAACCACUUAGGUCCCGAUCCCGACGAUCUUCUUCAGAGUGGAUAUACAGAUCAGGACGGGAAUUUUGAAUUGAAAGGGGACACCGUUGAGUUGACCAACAUCGACCCUGAGGUCAGAAUUUAUCACACUUGUAGUAUGAAUGUGCCGGUAAGUCAUCUAUAAAGUAAAGUGAUUACUUUGACAGCUUUGUAAACGAGAAUGGGUGAUUGGAAUCCCCGAUAAGUACAUUACUUUUGACCGGGUACCCGAGUAUGUAUUCAAUCUUGGCUCUGUAAAUUUGGAAGUUGAACUUGAAGAUGAAAGUCGAGACUGCAUUCACUGA
Molecule: messenger RNA, 564 nt
Organism: Bursaphelenchus xylophilus (pine wood nematode)
Lineage: Eukaryota; Metazoa; Nematoda; Chromadorea; Rhabditida; Aphelenchoididae
Source: the annotation of a GenBank genome assembly